Pocillopora meandrina is the source of this 3540-nucleotide messenger RNA. Lineage: Eukaryota; Metazoa; Cnidaria; Anthozoa; Scleractinia; Pocilloporidae. The record is from the annotation of a GenBank genome assembly.
AUGGCUCAUGCAGCGCCAACAGUUUCAUCCACAAAGGAGACAACGAACUAUGCUCGCCUAUGUCGCCUGCUAGUUGAUGCUGGUACCCAGGCCCUUAGAGACACAUUCAAUGCCAUCCAUCCACCAGCGAAUCUUCAAUCAGUUUUGGCAGCCAAUAAAGCAACUAUACAGCCGCUGAGAAAGAGAAAGGUUAUCAACGCAACGCAAUGGGGAAAGCUCUAUCCUGUUAUUCCAUCCUCAGUGUCUUCCAGAGACUUUGAUAUCACACUUUUAAUGGUUCUGCUUCGAAACCUGUGCGGCUUACCUUCUCCCGCGGCAGGCUGGGAUACACUUCCUGCUGCAACAGAUGUGAGUCUUGAAUCUGAUAUCGCCCGAGUCAAAUAUUACAGAAACUCUGUGUACGGUCAUGCUGAGUGUGCUUCAGUAGAUGAUGCGACGUUCAACACAUGCUGGGGCAACAUCCGGGACACUCUAGUGAGACUGGGUGGAGCGAAAUACAAAGCAGCUAUUGACGAUCUUGAAACAGAGUGUAUGGACCCUGAAGUUGAAGAUCACUACAAAGAACUUCUCAGCCAAUGGAAGAAAGACGAAGGCAAUGUGAAAGAUAAACUAGAUGAGGUGAUCGAAAAGUUAGUUGAAUUGAAAACAUCAAGCAUGACUCAAAAAGAGAAACCUGAAAUUGAAGGUUAGCAUCUUUUAAUGCUGUUUUUUUGUUUCUUUGAUUUUGUUUGUUUGCGGGGUUUUUCUUCUUUCUUCGUUCUUUCGAGAAUAUAUACUGAUAAUUUAUCGAUAAACACCGCCAUAAAAGAAGAAAACUAUCCUGGGGGGAAAAAUUUUAAGAACAAAGUCUGGCCUGUUCAAAGUUUGUGAACCAGCUUUCGAGAGUCAGUCGUUGAGGAUAGUAAGUGCUACAGGUCAGGCAUUGCGCAGAGUCUCAGUCAAUAGAGUGGUUCGUAAGUCGAUGAUGUUAAGCUAUGUGGUUGUUGACACCACUAGUUAUCGUCAUUCGUUUGUGUUCAGUCAGUCUUGUUGUGAGGUUUCUGUCAGUCUCUCUGAUGUAGGAGGCGUGGCAGUCUGAACUGUUGAUCCCAUAAAUCGCUCCCUGUCUGUUCUUCGGUUCGUCCUUGUCUUUGACGUUUGUUAGUGACUGACACUGUGUAGUGAUGGAUUUGUAGACGACACAGAUACUAAAGGGUUGUAGGACGGGUCAGAUGGUUUCAUACAUGCCCUUUAUGCCCAGCAGAGUCACUUUAGUCGUUACGCUAUCGUUUGUUUUAGGAGUUACUGGAGAUCAAUGAGUGUUUCGUCGAUUGAGGUCGUCGUUGUAUUUUUUUUUUUUUUUUUAAACAAUGCCAAAGAGUUUCUUCUCGUCGGAUAAGGUGGCUGUCGUUUGCAAACUAGUUGCGUUCGGCUCGGCUUUGUGUGAUGUUGGUCGACAUCACUCUCUGAAAGGACAGAGAGGGUUUGGUCCGGCAAUUUUCUCAAUUUAUCCACCCCGGUAAGUGAUUAUAGCAUAGGGACUAGUAAUACCGAACAAAUCAGUAAAACAAUACGGGGCAAAAAUUCAAACCAUGUAGCUAUUGAUAAGCGUGGCCUUCUUCUCGGGCCCGGAUCUCCUAAGGUUCUUAACACUUACCCACAUGUGUCUACCACAUAUGCCGAAUUUGUUCUAACUACAUAUUAAUUAUUUAUAAUAAUAUACAGAGGAAAGUAACCUUCAGCUGAGACUUUUAUUUCCUUGUUUUAACAGAAGGUAAACCACUUGUGUCGAAAGACCUGGAGAGCUCUGCCAAGUGUAAAAAGAGACAUAACGAAACCGAGCCACUUGAUUACUACUGCACGGACUGCAAAGUUUGCAUUUGCGACGAGUGUGGGAAAACUCGUCACACUCAUCACACUAAAGUGAGUAUCCAACAGGCCACUGAGGAAGAAAAACUGAAGAUGGUGGAGCUUGUGGAACAAGUUAAAAUACAAAUUACCGAGUUUGAGUCGAAAGUGGAAAGAAUGACAAGACUAUUUGCAAUAAGCAAAGAAAAAAUAUCUGCAGCUCGUAGUUUAGCGCAGACAACUGCUGAAGAACUCAUUUGCGCCUUAAAGGAGCACGAGAAGUGCGUUGUCAACGAGUUGGACGUCAUUGAAAAAAGACAAGAAAGAGAUUAUGCAACUCAACUAGAAAGCAUGCAAGCGUCUGUCAACGAAUUGAAAUGCUCUGUGGAAAAUUGCGAGGACAUCCUUCAAAGAGACGCCAGCUUUGAAACUCUACGCACACAAAUUAAUGACACUAAAAAAUGUAAAAGAGUUCUGAAAGAAACAAAAUUGGACAUUUACGAACCCUGUCAUGUACACUACCAAUUAUUUGAGGAGCACAUUCGAGUAAUGAAAGGUAGAUCUCCUGGCGAACUACUGGAUAGCAAUACAGAUCCUUCAAGGUCAUAUGUGAGAGAUAAUGACCUAAAACAACCUGAAGCUGGGCGAACAAAGGAUUUUGACAUCGUUACAAUUGAUUCAGAAGGAGAACAGUGCUAUCAUGAAAUCGAUGAAAUCAAAGUGACAGUUCGGAGUCCGACGGGAAUAGUCCUCGACAGCAAGACUGAUAGCUGGGUGCCACGUGGGACAUACAGGGUAAGGUACACACCAGCAUGUGAUGGAGAACAUGAAGUGACAGUUUUAGUGAAUAAUGAACCACUUUCUGGUAGUCCGUGGAGCGUAAGCGUGACGCCGCAUAAAUAUAGUUUCUUUCAUUACUUUGGAUCACCAGGUAAAGCACGCAAACAAUUCAAAGAACCCUGUGCUGUUGCAGUAGACAAAAACAAAAUGACGAUAGCAGUAGCUGAUCGAAAGGAACAAAGAGUGCAACUGUAUGAUUUUUGUAAUUCUGAGCAUCUUACAGACCUCGGUGAGAAGGGAUCAGCGGCUAUAAGACUAACAAACCCCACCUCUGUCGCAUUCACCCAAUCUGGUGACGUCAUUGUCAUUGCCUCUGGUAUCAUGUUUUGCUUUACUGUAAGUGGUAAUUUUCUUGGGUGUAUUAACAACAAAAAACUCAAGCGUCCGUUUUCAUUGAGUGUAACCAGCAAUGGCCGCCUCCUGGUGUGCGAUAGCGGUGACAAGUCAGUCAAGGUCCUCUCUCCUGAUGGGACAGAAUUGUUACAGUCCUUCAGUGCUCCAGACUGUGAUGGCUCCCCGUGGAAAGCUGUUUGUCACCAAGACAUGUUCUUCGUGUCUUAUCCCGAAGCUCGUUGUGUUAAAACAUUUAAUAAGGACGGGGACUUUCUCUAUGAUAUUGGCAAAGAGGAUGCACGCGAAGGACACUUGAGUCAGCCUCGUGGACUCGCUGUUGACACCUUUAACAAUCUAGUGGUUUGUGACGAGAAAAAAAAGACGUUGAAUGUCUUCAAACUGAAUGGAACAUUUUUAAACACAGCCACUGAAAAUAAUGUCCUCAGCUGCCCUUCGUCUAUUGCUGCCCUCUCAGCUAAUGAAUCCCCAUGGCUUAUCAUUGUUGAUUCCAGGAAAAAAUGUGUCAUAAUGUUUGACUAA